GAUUUUGAUGUCUGGCACCAUUUUGCUCUCAGUGUUAAUAUCAUUACUGGUAUUCGGUAUUUCGUCAUGGAUGGGAUAUAUUUUUCAACUUGGAACAGCAGCAUACAUACCUCAGUCACAAACAAGAUGAAGCUUACUUUGGGAGCUMYCAAAAAUUUCUAUGGGUACAUUAAGAGAAUCUUGGUCAUUAAAAAAGCGUUGGAUAUCAAUGAGAUUCAAACAAUUACAUCUUGGAAUGAGGACGGCCCUUGGAUUGGUCUGAACGACCAAGAAGACACCAGCAAAUUGAGUUGGUCUGACGGUACCCAUGUUGUCCAGCCCAUACCAUUCCUUACAGACAAGCCUGAACCAGCCAUCUCUCUACGGAAGUGUGUUCUCCUUGGUAAAAAUGGGAAGUGGUUGGAUAAAUUGUGCAACAUGAAGAAUUCAUUCAUCUGUGAGAAGCGGAUAACUUAUUAAGUAGCUGACUAAACUUGAUAAGUGAACACUUUCGAUUU
This is a messenger RNA of Exaiptasia diaphana, 497 nucleotides long. RefSeq names its product CD209 antigen. The record is from RefSeq and is a predicted model, not a curated record. Bases 67 to 459 code for a protein of 130 amino acids. Lineage: Eukaryota; Metazoa; Cnidaria; Anthozoa; Actiniaria; Aiptasiidae. The transcript is spliced from 2 exons.